Messenger RNA from Verruconis gallopava, 1236 nucleotides. RefSeq lists its product as uncharacterized. The record is from RefSeq and is a predicted model, not a curated record. Gene Ontology annotation, biological process: D-sorbitol catabolic process. Bases 63 to 1133 code for a protein of 356 amino acids. Gene Ontology annotation, molecular function: L-iditol 2-dehydrogenase (NAD+) activity; zinc ion binding. Lineage: Eukaryota; Fungi; Ascomycota; Dothideomycetes; Venturiales; Sympoventuriaceae. The transcript has 5 exons.
CUUCGCUAUUCAGUAUUUGGAUCUCGAUUAUCACCAUUUGAUUUUGAAGAUUUCGACGAAUCAUGUGUAGUAUCGAAAGCAAUCGGUGCGCGGUCUCGGUUGGCCCGAAGAAAUUUGAGAUACAGGAUCGGCCUCUGCCAGAAGAUCCUUUGCAACCAACAGAAGUUCUUGUGAAGGUCAUUGCCACGGGAAUAUGUGGCUCCGAUGCACAUUUGUGGGAAGUUGGCACGCCAAAACCCCUGGCCCUGGGUCAUGAGUCUGUUGGCAUUAUCAUCGAGGUCGGAUCGAACGUGAAGGAUCGAAAGAUAGGUGAUAGGGUUGCUAUUGAGCCUCGUCAGUCGUGUCACGAGUGCUACUUUUGUAAGAGAGGCCAUCCAAAUACAUGCACGAAUUUUACGCAUUGUAGUACCCCUCCGACGGAAGGAAGUCUAUGCCAGUACUUCCGCUGCAAAUUUGCGAGAGCUGUACCGAUUGGCGACAAGAUCUCUUGGGAAGUUGCAGGAUGCAUACAACCACUGGCUGUCACUGUUCAAUUAUGCCGAAAGGCCAAGCUUCGACCUCAUCAAACGGUCGCAGUCUUUGGCUGUGGACCGCUUGGAUUAUUGGUAAUGGCGGUGGCUAAAGCGUAUGGCGCUCGACGAGUCAUUGCGUUUGACAUUGAGCAAAGCCGCGUUGACUUCGCGACCAAGCACUAUGCAGAUAUUGGGGUGCUAUGCCCGAAAGACAGUUCGCAGGAUCCAGAAGCUUUUGCAAAGCAGUUUUUGACUUCGAAGUUGAAAGAGACCGGUCUUGAAAUGGGAUUUGAUGUUGCGUUCGAAGUAACAGGCGCGGAAUCAGCCGCAAUGAUGGCUAUAUAUGCGUUGCGAGCACAAGGGACUUACGUCCAAGCGGGCCUGCAUUGGAAGCCCCCGCGAAUGCCUAUGCUGUGGGUGGUUGCUAAGGAGCUGAAAAUAGUCGGCAGUGUUUCCUAUGGUUGGGGGUGUUUUGAGGAAGCAAUUGAUCUGAUUGACAGGAAACUCGUUGACUUGUCUCCCAUGAUAACAGCGACUUACCCCUUAACACAGUCUCAGCAGGCGUUUGAGGCCCAGGCACGCAGAGAAGACAUAAAAAUCAUCAUAAUGAACCAGCAGUAGUAUAGAACUAGAUUGAUCCGAGCCUGUGUUCAAAAGGCAUGCAGAUAUAUGACUACAGGCUGUCUUGCUCCUACCUUCUCCACGAUUUAUCAAGUUCCACCAC